Messenger RNA from Heterobilharzia americana, 597 nucleotides. NCBI's taxonomy places the organism in Eukaryota, Metazoa, Platyhelminthes, Trematoda, Strigeidida, Schistosomatidae. The record is from the annotation of a GenBank genome assembly.
AUGGGCGCGGAUACAACUUACAAUAUUACCUAUUCUAUCACUGCUCAUUGGAUGUAUAGGACUAAUUGGAAAUUGUUUGAAUUUCUAGUUCUUCACGUUUAUCCUACAUCACAGGUCACAUUUGGAGGUGAAUGCACAGCACGCGUAAAUUUAUUAGGUUUGGCACUGGCUGACUUUCUUGUUUGUCUGGCAUCUCUACCACUGGCGUAUGUCCAGAGGCGUCAUACAAAUCAUAAUUUCAUGCUCUACUAUACCAUAUAUGGACCUGGUCUUGUAACAUAUUUCCUCACAGUCAGCGUGUGGAUGGUAUUACUUAUGAGUAUUGUACGGUAUCUUGUAGUAUGCCGACCAUUAGCGUCACGUGCAUGUCUUACAUCACGUCAUAUGCUGUACAUUAUUGCUCUGCUGUAUGCACUAGCAUUACUUUUCCAUAUACCAUCAUUUUUAGCUCAUACGUAUAGAGAAGAUAAAGCUUCACAAAGACGCGCAUACAAUUCUAGCAAUCAACAAUUAGUGCGAAAUCAGACUCAGCAGAAAAACACUUCAACGACUGCAAACAGUGCCAAUUUUGAGAAUUUGAAAACACUACCUCAGUGA